CUGGCCUGCAAGUUCGAAAAGGCCCACUGAAAGACUAAGGGACCCUCAUCCAGACUACCUAUUAUAAAAGGCUCCAAAACCCUAAUCACUUCUGUGUUGGACGAGCAGACGGCGUCUUCAGUAGCUUCGAUUAAUCCAGCCCUAGAGCUACAAUGGGUAUCGAUCUAGUUGCAGGAGGUAAGUCCAAGAAGACCAAAAGGACCGCACCUAAAUCCGAUGAUAUCUAUCUCAAGCUUCUUGUCAAGCUGUAUCGCUUUCUCGUGCGAAGGACCGGAAGCAAGUUCAAUGCUGUUAUUCUCAAGCGUCUUUUUAUGAGCAAGGUCAACAAGGCGCCACUUUCGCUCUCUAGGCUGAUCCGUUACAUGCAAGGGAAGGAUGGCAAGGUUGCUGUUCUUGUUGGCACAGUGACGGAUGAUAUUAGGGUUCAUGAUGUCCCUGCCAUGAAAGUUACAGCUUUAAGGUUUACUGAGACAGCGAGAGCCAGAAUUGAGAAGGCUGGAGGGGAGUGCCUCACAUUUGAUCAGCUUGCUUUGAGAGCACCGUUGGGCCAGAACACGGUUCUUCUCCGAGGUCCAAAGAAUUCACGUGAAGCUGUGAAGCACUUUGGUCCAGCUCCUGGUGUUCCCCACAGUCACACUAAACCCUAUGUUCGUUCCAAGGGGAGAAAGUUUGAGAAGGCUAGGGGAAAAAGAAACAGCAGGGGAUUUAGAGUUUAAGCUGAGUUUAGUAAUUAAAAGCAAACCUUUCCCUUUUCUGACCGACAAUUCAAUUUUGCUUUGUGCUAGAAUUUUUCUUGGUCACGUGUUCCAUUACAUGUAUUGUCAAUGUUGGUUUAUGCUUGAGGAUCAGUACUCUAGUUAGUUUGAUUUAAUCGUUCCAUUUUAUAAAAUGACAUUUUAUAUA
Messenger RNA from Humulus lupulus (European hop), 903 nucleotides. Its product is annotated as large ribosomal subunit protein eL18y. Bases 153 to 716 code for a protein of 187 amino acids. The transcript is spliced from 5 exons. Gene Ontology annotation, cellular component: cytosolic large ribosomal subunit; ribosome. Gene Ontology annotation, biological process: translation. Lineage: Eukaryota; Viridiplantae; Streptophyta; Magnoliopsida; Rosales; Cannabaceae. The record is from RefSeq and is a predicted model, not a curated record. Gene Ontology annotation, molecular function: RNA binding; structural constituent of ribosome.